Molecule: messenger RNA, 597 nt
Organism: Salvelinus namaycush (lake trout)
Lineage: Eukaryota; Metazoa; Chordata; Actinopteri; Salmoniformes; Salmonidae
Product: dysbindin-like
Exons: 4
Coding region: 1-597 (198 amino acids)
Biological process (GO): anterograde synaptic vesicle transport; platelet dense granule organization; regulation of synaptic vesicle exocytosis
Cellular component (GO): synaptic vesicle membrane; plasma membrane; cytoplasm
Source: RefSeq, a predicted model, not a curated record
AUGGUCAGCUGCUGCUCUGUCAUCGUCCAGACAGACAGAGAUGCAAAGAAGGUGCCACCCGAGGUGAAGGAGGCGGAGCCUGCCCAGGUGAAGCCAAAGGAGGUGGAGCCUGGCCAGAUGAAGCUAAAGGAGGCGGAGCUUGCCCAGGUGAAGAUGAAGGAGAGGCAGAAGUUCUUUGAAGAGGCAUUCCAGCAAGACAUGGAUCAGUACCUGUCCACCGGCUACCUGCAGAUCAGUGAGAGGAGAGGGCCUUGCUGCUUAGGAAGCUUUUCGUCCAUGGAGGUGAACGUGGACAUGCUGGAGCAGAUGGACCUGUCUGACCAUGAGAGCCUUGACGUCUUCCUCCUCUCUGGGGGAGAGGACAACAACGCUGCCUCCCCCAUGCUAGGUCCAGAUGUUGACUCAUUAACCACAGAGAUCACCCUGCAGGUUCCCACCCAGGCUGAGCUAGGAAACAAGCUGUCCUCCCUCUCCUCCACAUGCACUGACAGCCAGGACACAGAGGCUGGGGACGAUGACGAAGAGGAUGAAGGGGGCAGGGAGGACAGCAGCCACCGUCCUGUUGGGGUGCAGAGGUUCCCCCCAACACUGUCCUAG